AUGAGCUCCAGCGUCCUGGAGCCAAUGUCGCUCAUGAAUCCUGCAGACCUUCAACAUCACCAAUUCCUCCAUUCUGUCGAUGGAAAACUUGGCCUCUCACCGCCGAACCAAGAUGACUACCCCGCCAAGCGUGUUCUCGAUAUUGGUACUGGAACCGGGACUUGGGCAAUUGAGUUCGGUGAGCUCAAGCCCGAAGCAGAGUCAAGAGUGCCGCCCAACGUAACAUUUGAGGUGGAUGACAUCGAAGAACCGUGGACUAAUCUCACGCCCGGUGGCUACCUCGAGCUCCAGGAGAUGGAUCUCAUGCCUCAAUCCGAUGACGGUAGUCUGAAACCCGACGCUGCGGUUGUGCGGUGUUUUGCCCUCCUUGUGAAGGCGGCUACGGUACUUAACCGAUCCUUUCAAGACAUCCCGGAUCUCGUCAACGUGAUGCAAAAAAUAGGUUUCGUCGACGUCUCAAUCAAGAAGGUGAUGUGGCCAGCAAAUACGUGGCCCAAAGGGCAACACUAUAAACUACUAGGGCAAUGUGCCCACGAAAAUUUUAUGCACUAUAUGGAAGAAAACCUAAAGCCAGAUGAUAGAUCAUGCUUACGUAGCUUGCGCGAAGUCUCGAUGAAACGAACUGGACCAGGCCACCUGCUUCUUAGGGUUAGCAUUUCACCUGGCAUGUUAAUCUAUCACAAAAUGGCCACAUUCUUGUUCACUUUAAGGGAUAUAGGAGUCUUUUGA
Molecule: messenger RNA, 729 nt
Organism: Colletotrichum abscissum
Lineage: Eukaryota; Fungi; Ascomycota; Sordariomycetes; Glomerellales; Glomerellaceae
Exons: 4
Coding region: 1-729 (242 amino acids)
Source: RefSeq, a predicted model, not a curated record